UACAAGGGAAGUAACUCAGCCUUUUAUUUUUGUCUCCAUUAUACCCACUUGUAUCAUUAUGGACGCGAAGUACGACCAUUCCCUAAUGGGCAUCUUGCAACAAGAGGGACAAUUGGGCUCGUUUUUAGAUGUUAUCAUGGGAUUUCUAUACCGAAGAACUGACUUUUACCAUCUACUCAGAGAUAAAAAUGACACUAAAGGAUUUCCUCCUGGAAUGGCAUUAAACAUAUUACUCAAAUCAUAUCGUCAGUUUGAAGACAUGGCAAAGAAAGAUCCAGAGAAAAUGAUGAUUCAAAGUGAUGCUGACAUCAAGAAACAGGAAUGUGAAGAAAAAAGAACUUCAAAAGCUGAAAGUCCAAAGAAAGCAUCUUCUAAAACAAAUAUAACUGUGGGCCAAAAAUCUGAAGCAAAUUCACAACAGACCAAACAACACAAAACAUCUUCAGAAUUAAGCACUUCUGAAAAAGAGAAAAAAACUGAAGAAAGUUCUAGCAAGAAUGACUCUAAUGUACCGUCAAACUAUCAAGCAGAUUCUGAAUGUUACAAUGGAGCUGAGCGAGAUACUUAUUCAUGGUCACAAUCAAUCACUGACUGUGAUUUGAGAGUCAAGGUUCCAAAAGAUUUGGUUAAAGGAAAACAAGUGAAAGUUGUGUUUAAUAAAAAACAUCUCAAAAUCUCCUAUAAAGAUGAUAAUGGAGAAGAAAAUAUCCUAGUAGACGAUGAUCUAAUGUGGGAGAUCCACAAAGAGGAAUGUAUGUGGAGUUUAAUUCCUGGAGAACAUGUUCAUAUUUCUUUAGAAAAAGUACAAGAGCGUUGGUGGGAAGCUGUGUUUGUUAAUGAGCCCAAGAUCAAUGUUCGAGAAAUUGACUGUUCACGCCCAAUGUCAGAUUUAAAAGAAGACGAACAGAUGAAACUACAUGAGUUGAUGCACAACGAGCGACAGAAACGUCUGGGAUUGCCACAGUCUCAUGAAGAGAAAGCACAUGAUAUGCUGAAACAAGCUUGGCAUGCUGAAGGGUCACCUUUCAAAGGUCAGGAAUUUGACCCAAGUAAAUUUAAGAUAGACCCCAGUGGUGUUUUGACAAUGAAUCAAUGAUAGUAAUAUAUAUUCAUUGUUGUGAAUUGAUGAUCUGUAUAAAUAAAACAUUAAUACCCCAACA
Octopus sinensis (East Asian common octopus) is the source of this 1160-nucleotide messenger RNA. RefSeq names its product nudC domain-containing protein 3. The record is from RefSeq and is a predicted model, not a curated record. Gene Ontology annotation, cellular component: cytoplasm. The transcript has 8 exons. Lineage: Eukaryota; Metazoa; Mollusca; Cephalopoda; Octopoda; Octopodidae. The coding region runs from base 59 to 1096 and encodes 345 amino acids. Gene Ontology annotation, biological process: protein folding.